AUGUCCCAGCCAGAAUCAGACUUCAGAGCCCAGUUUGGCAACUGGGCAAACAGAAAUAACACAUCUUCCCGUCCUGCCAUACCUGCAUUGUCGGAUUGGUCCGAUUACGUCCGUUCGGGGGCAAACAACCUCUACGACUCGUUGCCAUCUUAUAAUACCAGCACAAGCUCCACCCAGGAGCCUCAAUGGUUCCAAAUGAGCCGAUUUGAACGAGUGGUUGGCUUUGGGUGUUGUCUUGGAGCGUCAUUACUCUGCUUCUUCAUGAGUUUCUUCCUAUUUCCGGUGCUAGCACUCAAGCCUACUAAGUUUGCCUUUCUUUGGCUGAUGGGAUCGCUCUUAUUCGUCGUUUCCUUUGGUCUUCUACAAGGGCCCAAUGCCUACGUCAAGCAUCUUACUAGCAAAGAUCGAAUUUUGUUCACAAGCGUGUUUUUCGCCUCGGUGUUGACCACCAUGUACUGUGCGGCCAUUCUCAAAAGCACCAUCUUGACAAUAUUGGCCAGUGUGGUGGAGUUAUUUGCCAUUUUGUACUAUAUUUUCAGUUACUUUCCGUUUGGAGCCACUACAGUGACGUGGUUCACGAGCUACAUCGUUGGAUACGUGGGAGGUUUCUUCACCAGCAUGCUCUAA
Molecule: messenger RNA, 627 nt
Organism: Sungouiella intermedia
Lineage: Eukaryota; Fungi; Ascomycota; Pichiomycetes; Serinales; Metschnikowiaceae
Source: the annotation of a GenBank genome assembly